AUGGAUAGCAAGAUUAAUGCUGAAUUGAACAUGACUGACACCCAGAAGGAAGCUCCAAAAACGAUGAGAAGUGCAUUGAAGAAAUCUGCCAAGCAAAAAGGUAAAGUGACGAAUAUCAGUUCAUUCCCAGACGAACUGGAUUCACCACCUGUUAUUUCCUCUCCAUUAUUGAAAUCAACUCCUCCAACAGUAUCCAAGGCUUUGAUAAACUUGUAUCCAUAUUUGAUAGUUGCUGAUACAUUCUUAAGUUAUCUAACAUGGUCUAACGACAAUUUUGAACAUAAUUUGCUUUUCAUUCUGGGAUACAUGAUUGCAGUCACCAAUUUCCAACUAAUUAUAAAAUAUUUUAGUCACUUGAUUAUUAUUGGAAUAAUAUGGCUAUAUUCUUUAAUUGAUAAAAAUGUUGAUGACACAGUUGAUUCACAUCCAAGUUUGGAUGAUAUCAUACACAUAAUGACGAGGGUAUCGAAGAAAUGUAAAAUAAUUUUGGUGCCAAUUGAUGCCUUGAGUUCUCAAGAUAUAAAAAGGUUUUUAUUCACGACAAUUUUUCUUUCCCCGGUCUAUGUCAUCAUAACUAUGUUUAUUUUAACUCCAAGUAAGUUGGUUUUAAUAAGUGGAGUGUUUGUACUUACUUUCCAUUCACCUUGGUGUAGAAGUGCAAGAAACUAUCUUUGGGGUGUUAAGUUAUUCCGAAUCUUUAUGUUUUAUGUCACAGGUUUGGAUUUAUGUGGUUUACAAAAGCAUAGAGGGACAGUUGCAAAAGUUAAUAGAGAGAUGAGAACAAACUCUAAAUCUGGUCGAAGAAAUUCAGUUCUUUCAAAUCCUUUGCGUGGAAGUGAUGAGAAGACGCCGAAGAAGGUCAAAUUUACAUUUGUUCUGUUUGAAAAUCAGAGAAGGUGGUUAGGUAUAGGAUGGACUUCAACUAUGUUAAGUUAUGAAAGAGCAUCAUGGACUGAUGAAUUCUUAAAUCAAGUUCCAGACCCCCAACAUUUCACGCUACCGCAGGAACAUACGGGGGAAUUUGAGUGGAGAUGGAUUGAUAAAUCAUGGAAGUUAGAUAUGACGAAUGAUGGAGCUAUACAAUUACCAAGUUCUGUCCCAAGAAGGGUGACGAAUCCAGAUCCUAAUACGGGUUUUAUCUACUACGAUAACACGUGGAAGCACCCAUCAACAGACGAUGUAUUUUCAAGAUAUACAAGAAGAAGAAGGUGGGUUAGAAAUGCCGAAUUGAUUAAUUUAACAAUUCCUUCCGAUGAUGAGAGAGAGGAAGAUAUACCGUCUGGUGUUAGUGGUUCUCCUACAAAUGGAAUGAAUUUGACUCUUCAAGAGAUAGACUCUCAAUCCACUGGCAAUGGUCCUCUCAGAGAUAGAAAGGUUUCGUUUAGUGAGGUCAAUAACGUUCGCAUUAUACCGUCAGAUGAUGAGAAGCUAUCUGGUACCAUAUAUGAAGACAGUCAAGAAGAUACAUUUAAACAACUGGAUUCGUCUGAGGACCCCAAUAAUGAUAGGGGAGAUGAGGAUGACCUUAGUUUAGCAGAGUGA
Messenger RNA from Naumovozyma castellii, 1542 nucleotides. RefSeq names its product peroxisome biogenesis protein (gene PEX31). The record is from RefSeq and is a predicted model, not a curated record. NCBI's taxonomy places the organism in Eukaryota, Fungi, Ascomycota, Saccharomycetes, Saccharomycetales, Saccharomycetaceae. The coding region runs from base 1 to 1542 and encodes 513 amino acids. The transcript has a single exon.